Molecule: messenger RNA, 2297 nt
Organism: Lolium perenne
Lineage: Eukaryota; Viridiplantae; Streptophyta; Magnoliopsida; Poales; Poaceae
Product: indole-3-pyruvate monooxygenase YUCCA2
Biological process (GO): auxin biosynthetic process
Molecular function (GO): NADP binding; N,N-dimethylaniline monooxygenase activity; flavin adenine dinucleotide binding
Source: RefSeq, a predicted model, not a curated record
UCAUCAUGAUUGACCUGCUCCAUCAGGAUUAGGCGGCAUGCACAGUUCAAUGAUUAAACUAUGCCACUACUAAUAGGUUCUAAUCUGUUAUGCAUGCUUUUUUAUUCGUACGUUGCCACACGUCGCCGAGUGUUCAAGUUACUUUUUUGUAGUACCUUUCAAAUGAGCCCAUUCAAAAUCACGACUGCUUAAUUAGAUGGUGGGUAUAUAGAGCAAAAGAACUUAGCUAGGGCAUGCAUUCUAUAGAAGACAGCCACUCUCAGAACUUCCCCUGUGCUUUCUUUCAUCCGUUUUCCUCUUCUCUUCUCAACUUAUCUAACAAAGAGAAGGCUGUAGAGAUGUAAAUGGGGUCCCGCCUAAAUCCCACUUAUAGUUCAUUUGGGCAUUUCUAGUGCAAAUUUUGGGAUUUAGGCGAGAUCCUAGUUGACACCUUAGGAGGCCGACUAUAUAAGAGACCAACCCUCUCAAAAUAACGAGGUUUCUUCUCUACCAUCCCAUCUGCACCAACUCUUUACAUACAACUUACCUCCACACUAUCUUCUCUGUGGUGCAUGCAUUCAUGUUCAACAGAGUUGAGAUCGAAGCAAACACAGCCAUACACUACUAGCAACAUCAAGGAAACACCAUUAGAAGCCUACUACGUGCAUGGACCAUUGGAGUGAAACUGAGGGCAAGAGAGCCCAUGAUCCUAUCUUCCAAACCUAUUUCAGCCAAAACUGCGGCCAUCAUGUUGAAGACUGCUGCAAGGGGAGGAGUGCAGAUGCUGCUGUUACUCCUUUACAGCGAUGUAUCUUGGUUCCAGGUCCAAUUAUCGUGGGUGCAGGACCAUCAGGGCUUGCCGUUGCUGCAUGUCUCAAGGAGAAGGGGGUCGAUAGCCUUAUCUUCGAGCGCUCCAACUGCAUAGCUUCCCUGUGGCAGCUCAAAACAUAUGAUCGUCUGAGCCUUCAUCUUCCACGACAGUUCUGUGAGCUUCCUCUAAUGCCUUUCCCUGCCGAUUACCCUAUUUACCCCUCAAAGAAGGAGUUUGUAGCAUACUUGGAAAAGUAUGCUGCACGGUUCGGCAUCUGCCCUACCUACAACCACACGGUGGUAUGUGCAGAGUACGAUGUGAAGCGUCUGUUAUGGCGGGUGAGGAUGCAAGCUACAGGCAGAACGGGAGAGGAAGUGGAAUAUAUGUCCCGGUGGUUGGUUGUGGCGACUGGGGAGAAUGCUGAGGUUGUGCAGCCAGAGAUUAGUGGCCUAAAAGAGUUCAAGGGAACGGUUAUGCACACCAGUGCAUACAAAACUGGCCGUGUGUUUGCUGGGAAGCGUGUUCUUGUUGUUGGGUGUGGCAACUCUGGCAUGGAGGUCUGCCUAGAUCUUUGCAACAACAAUGCACAUCCCCAUAUUGUAGUAAGAGACACUGUACACAUCUUGCCCAGGGAGAUGCUGGGUCAGUCGACCUUUGGGCUGUCAAUGUGGCUGCUCAAGUGGCUGCCAGUCCACGUGGUGGACCUGUUUCUACUGCUCGUAGCACGGGCCAUGCUUGGGGAUACUGCUCGGCUUGGGCUAAAGCGGCCUACCGUCGGCCCCCUCGAGCUCAAGUCGCUCUCAGGGAAGACCCCAGUUCUUGAUGUUGGCACAUUUGCAAAGAUUAGGUCUGGGGAUAUCAAGGUGCAUCCAGGCAUCAAACGGAUAUCGGGACGACAAGUAGUGUUUUUGGACACGUCGUCCGAGGACUUUGAUGCAAUUGUGCUUGCGACUGGCUACAGGAGCAAUGUCCCCUUCUGGUUAAAGGACCGGGAGUUGUUUUCGGAGAAAGACGGCUUGCCAAGGAAAGCAUUUCCAAACGGGUGGAAGGGCGAGAGGGGACUCUACUCGGCCGGACUCACUCGACGCGGUCUGAUGGGAACAUCUCUUGAUGCGAGGAGGAUUGCUCACGACGUCGAGCAGCAGUUGCGUGCUGAAGGAAAGUAUCCAGGCGUGUUGCUCUAGCUUCUGUCUCCGUGUUUGCCCCAGUGGCAGGGGGGAGGGGUGCCAUCGGUCUCCAAGUUUGUGAAUAUAUGUGUAGUGUAGGUUUGUCGAGAAUGGUACUGUGAAGUGAUCACAAAGGGUUGUAAUGCACGUGCGGCAUGUUGUGUUGCUUGUCUUUUUAGUGUUUGUAUAGGCUGGGUAUUGUAUUUGUUGAUCUUUUUUUUUGGGGUUUUGGUUUUGAUGACUAACCAUGCUAUAUAGGCAGCUCUGUAUCAUCCUCGGAGGGGUAAUAUCGAAGUGCCCAUGUUCACAACAAUCGGGCUCUGUUUGGCCUUUCUGAUCAA